Messenger RNA from Mycena indigotica, 252 nucleotides. Its product is annotated as 40S ribosomal protein S27. Gene Ontology annotation, biological process: ribosomal small subunit assembly; translation. The record is from RefSeq and is a predicted model, not a curated record. Lineage: Eukaryota; Fungi; Basidiomycota; Agaricomycetes; Agaricales; Mycenaceae. The transcript has 4 exons. Bases 1 to 252 code for a protein of 83 amino acids. Gene Ontology annotation, molecular function: RNA binding; structural constituent of ribosome. Gene Ontology annotation, cellular component: cytosolic small ribosomal subunit; ribosome.
AUGACUCUCGCCGUCGAUCUCCUCAACCCCUCUAAUGAGCUCGAGAAGCGCCAACACAAACUGAAGCGCUUAGUGCAAUCUCCCAAUUCCUACUUCAUGGAUGUAAAAUGCCCUGGCUGCUUCGCUAUCACAACUGUCUUCUCUCAUGCCCACACCGUUGUUCUCUGUGGGUCGUGUGCGAGUGUCCUUUGCCAACCCACUGGUGGUAAGGCUCGUCUGACCGAGGGCUGCUCAUUCCGUCGGAAAAACUAA